CUCCUCACAUAUUAUUGUAAAUAAUAAUAUACAUACAAAGUGAACGAGAAAAUUAAAUUAAUUAGAGAAGACAUAACAAAGAUGGGAAAGAUGGAAGAUCAAUUACCAGCGAUAGUAAUGGUGUUAUUGCAAUGUAUAUUUGCAAUUAUGGCACUUUUAAGUAGGGCUGCCCUUGUUAAGGGCAUGAAUCCUAGAGUCUUUAUGUUUUAUAGGCAAGCUAUUGCCACUUUCUUCAUGUGUCCUGUUGCUUUCUUUGCAAGGGGAAAAUCAUCAAGUGGUUCUUGGAUGGGAUUUAGGACCUUUCUUCUAAUCUUUGUCACUGCUUUCGUUGGAGUGGUGUUGAAUCAAACAAUGUACUUCCAAGGAUUAUUUUUGGCUUCAUCAUCAAUAGCAAGCGCCAUGUCUAAUUUGGUCCCUGCCGUUACAUUCUUGAUAGCAGCUAUUAUGGGGCUAGAACAAGUGCAUAUGAAGAAGUUAAGCAGCAUGGCAAAGAUGUUAGGGACAAUCUUUUGCGUAGUUGGAGCAGCCUGCAUGGCUUUUCUCAGAGGCUCUAAAUUACUAAACAACGUCAAACUCCCACCAUCAACCAACUCUCUUUUGCUCAACUCUUUUGGAGGUGAUGACACUUGGUUGAUUGGUUGUCUCUUUAUCUUUGCUAGUAUGUGUUGCUGGUCAUUCUGGCUCAUUUUGCAGGUACCAUUGACUGCGUGUUACCCUAACCCCUUAUCUCUGUCUGCUUGGAUGUGUUUCUUCUCUAUGUUACAAUCCGGGGCAAUCGCCUUGUUCUUAGACCACGAUCCAGAAGAUUGGAAUAUGACCUCAAAUCUUGAACUCACUUGUUGCUUCUUUUCGGGAAUAUUUGGAUCCGGAGUUCAAUUCUUUGCACAAGCCUGGUGUAUCUCGAAGAGAGGUCCUCUCUACUCAGCCAUGUUUAACCCUCUAUGCACCGUCAUCACAACUGUCUUGGCAUGCAUUGUUCUCCACGAAGAACUCUACGUUGGCAGUUUAUUAGGUGGUGUUGGGGUGAUCAUUGGCUUGUACAUUGUGCUAUGGGGUAAAGCAAAGGAAAAGAGAGAAAAUAUAGAAUAUGAAGAUUUUGAAAGUGAUCCACCAAAAGCACCAAGCUUUAAGAUUGUUGAUGAUCUGGAACAGCCAUUAUUAUUGACAGAUAAUUGUACUGAACAAGUUUAAUUAGAUUUAGCUGUAACUUAAACCAAGUAUUUAUUAUAUUAUUCUUUAUUUCUUUAAAAUGUACUUAUAGUCCAUUUUUUUGUCCAAACUCUAUUUGGACAGAUGUUACAUCUUACAUGUAUCAUGUAUGUAAUAUAGCAGAGCACAUUACUAAUUAGAUGCCAUCGAGUAGUGUCAAUUUUGUUGAUUAAUAUGUUGUUGAUACAUGCCAUUGUAUUGGGUUAUUAUUUUUAUUUCUCAGCUAGAUGAGAUUAAUAAUAUAAAUAAUUUGGUAGAUGAUAUGUUAUUAAUUAAUACUUGUAAGAUGUUUGAGCAUUAUCUUCCAUUUUGUAUUCAUAUGAAACACGAAGUUUAUACUCGUUAUAUCCCUAAAUAAUACUCCGCA
Molecule: messenger RNA, 1576 nt
Organism: Chenopodium quinoa (quinoa)
Lineage: Eukaryota; Viridiplantae; Streptophyta; Magnoliopsida; Caryophyllales; Amaranthaceae
Product: WAT1-related protein At4g30420-like
Exons: 7
Coding region: 82-1191 (369 amino acids)
Cellular component (GO): plasma membrane
Molecular function (GO): transmembrane transporter activity
Source: RefSeq, a predicted model, not a curated record